This is a messenger RNA of Chenopodium quinoa (quinoa), 1354 nucleotides long. Its product is annotated as repetitive proline-rich cell wall protein 1-like. The transcript has a single exon. Lineage: Eukaryota; Viridiplantae; Streptophyta; Magnoliopsida; Caryophyllales; Amaranthaceae. The coding region runs from base 84 to 1166 and encodes 360 amino acids. The record is from RefSeq and is a predicted model, not a curated record.
GAAUUCCACAACUCAAACUUCUUUUAGCAAUCCUCUAAACACAAAUCUAGUGAGUGAGUGAGUGUCAUUGUUCUCGUUUUACAAUGGCUUUCAAUCGUCUUUCUUUCAUGUCUUUUCUUCUCAUGACCUUAGUGGCAGUUUCAUCUGCUAGUGAUUCUUAUUCAACACCGGUGUACAAGACACCAGUUUAUACACCAUCCUCAGUGUACAAGUCACCGGUAUACACACCAUCACCAGUAUACAAAUCACCUGUCUACACACCCUCACCCGUUCACAAGUCGCCAGUGUACACACCCUCGCCUGUAUAUGAAUCCCCAAAGUACACGCCAUCUCCCGUCUACAAGGCUCCAGUUUAUAGCCCAACCCCUGUAUAUAAGUCACCAGUUUACACUCCGUCUCCAGUAUACAAAUCACCCGUCUACACUCCAUCCCCUGUAUACAAGUCACCAGUUUACACCCCAUCUCCAGUUCAUAAGUCACCAGUCUACACUCCAUCCCCUGUAUACAAGUCACCAGUUUACACCCCAUCCCCUGUAUACAAGUCACCAGUUUACACCCCAUCCCCUAUAUACAAGUCACCAGUUUACACCCCAUCUCCAGUUCAUAAGUCACCAGUCUACACUCCAUCCCCUGUAUACAAGUCACCAAUUUACACUCCAUCUCCAGUAUACAAGUCACCAGUUUACACCCCAUCCCCUGUAUACAAGUCACCAGUUUACACCCCAUCUCCUGUUCAUAAGUCACCAAUCUACACUCCAUCCCCUGUAUACAAGUCACCAGUGUACACUCCAUCUCCAGUAUACAAAUCACCAGUUUACACCCCAUCUCCAAUUUACAAGUCACCAAUCUACACUCCAUCCCCUGUAUACAAAUCACCAGUAUACACCCCAUCUCCAGUUUACAAGGCUCCAGUCUAUACUCCAUCUCCUGUGUACAAGUCGCCAGUAUACACUCCAUCUCCUGUUUACAAGUCUCCUGUAUACACACCUUCACCUGUGUAUAAAUCUCCAUCAUACACUCCAUCUCCAAUCUACAAGUCCCCGGUUUACACCCCAUCACCAGUGUAUAAGUAUAAGUCACCAGUUUACACUCCAUCUCCAAUCUACAAGUCACCGGUUUAUAAGUCUCCCGCAUACACCCCAAGCCCUCCUCCAUAUGGCUACUGAGGAAACAUAUGACUAAAUAAUGAUUGUUUGCUAUGCAUUUUUUUUUCCCUUCCAACGUGUUUACAUGUGUGUUUAAAAGUACCCCAAAUAAUGAGGGGUAUGUUGAGUGAAAUUAAUUGUUGUUCUUAUUUGUUGUUGUAAUACUUUCAAUUCGAAAUAAUGAAUUCAAAAUUCUAUACUCUCUUUAA